Messenger RNA from Oldenlandia corymbosa var. corymbosa, 4105 nucleotides. The record is from the annotation of a GenBank genome assembly. Lineage: Eukaryota; Viridiplantae; Streptophyta; Magnoliopsida; Gentianales; Rubiaceae.
CCCCCCUUUCCAAUUCCAGCGUACAACCAAACGCGCCCUAUUCACAAAUUUUCAAAUUUAUUCCCUUUCCGAUCCCUUCUUCCUCCUCCACCACCGCCGGAUCAUUUCUUCUCCGACUCCAGUUGCCCUAGAAAAAUCCCAACCCUAAUCUUCCAGUUUUAUUUAUUUUUCUGAGGAAAUCGUAUCUUGAUGAUGCAAUGGGCGAGUCAAAACCGAGCGCGCAAGGAAACGACGACGUAGUUGAUGAAGGGUUCCGCGACGCAUCCGAUGAAUUUCCGUUCUACGAUUGCGGCGAAUCCUUUAGUGAAAAGUUUGAACCUGAUGAUGAUCUUGAGGUAUCUUCGAUUAUAACCCGUUCGUCUCAGGAUCCAAAGCCCUCGCUUGAGAAAUUAGCUACCGCCAAUCUUCGACGCCGCCGGUACGCCUCCCGGAACGACUCCCAGAGCUCGAGUUCUUCGGUGAGUUUGGGGAGGAAUUAUGAUAACCAUAGAGAGGAUGUUGUUGGACAUUCUGACGAAUUCAAUGGAGUCGAGUCGGAAAGCGCAAGCUCUACGUUGAGUUCCGGUAAAUUAGAUGAAAGUAAGCUCGAUUUGAGCUUGGGAAAGGAUCAAAAUAGUGAAAGAAAGGUUUUCGACGAGGAAAUGAGAAGGUCUUCGCGAAUUUUAGAUAAGCUAGAUGGAGCUAAGCUUGAUACGAGCUCGGAAAUUGUUGAAAAGGACGCUGUUGAUGCGGAUAAUAAAGAGUUCUCUGCGGUUCCAUGUUUGGACAAUGAAAACAGAAACGAGUUUUCAGAAGGUAAUCAAAAUUUUAGAGAAACCCGGGAUACGGAUUCAAGUGUUUUGUUUGUAUUAGCUGGUUUAGUCAUAAAGGCUAUCGGUUUUCAGUUUAAUUUAUUCAUUAACUUCGUAUCAUUCCCAAUAUGGGUGAUUUACAGUUCCUACAUGUUUUUAGUGGAUCCAUUUCGGGUCACAAAACGAGUUAGAGAAUAUUUGUUUGGGAAAGUGUUGGGAAUGUCUGGAAAUUUGUCAGCAGUUGUUUAUGAAUGGUUCAAAGAGCAUCAGUCAUGGUUAAAGUUGGGCUUGAAGUUUGGUUGGGGAUUUUUGUGGUCACUGUACGUUUGUGUUAUUUUGGUUGGAUUAUUGGUGUCAGCUUUUAUAGUGGGUGGUGUCUUGAUCAAUAUUGUCAUGGAGAAGCCUAUAAAAAUAAGGGAGAAUCUGAAUUUCGAUUAUACAGAAAAGAGUCCAACUGCGUUAGUACCAAUAAUAAGGUGUCGUAACCAGGAGUUUGGUGCGGAUUGUAAUGCAAACGUGGAUGUUAUGGAGAGUGAUGCAAUGAGGGUCAUUCCGCUUAAUCAUAAGUUGCAGGUUACAGUUGCAUUGAAGCUGCCAGAAUCCGAUUACAACAGGAAUCUUGGGAUCUUUCAGGUCAGAGUAGAUUUCCUUGCUCCUGAUGGCAAGACACUUGCUAGCUCAAGACGUCCCUGCAUGCUGCAAUUUAGAAGUGAGCCGAUUCGGCUUCUGCUAACUUUCCUUAAAGUUGCUCCACUUAUUACUGGUUACACAUCGGAGUCUCAAGACCUGAACAUUAAGUUUCGGGGUUUUGUGGAAGGUGUGAAACCAACUGCCUGCUUGAGGGUGGUUCUUGAACAGAGAGCUGAAUUUGCUCCCGGUGCAGGUAUUCCUGAAAUAUAUGCUGCAUCGUUAACAUUGGAAACAGAACAACCUCUAGUGAAGAGAAUUUUAUGGUAUUGGAGGAGAACAUUGUACAUAUGGGUUAGCAUGACUGUGUUGGUGGUAGAGCUGCUUUUUACCCUUCUCUGCUGCAAACCUAUAAUCAUCCCGAGAGUAAGCCUUGGGGCUCGCUCUGCCAAUGGUAACACCCGGUGAAACAAUGUUCCACGUCCUGAAUGCAAUUCAGGGGAUGAUCUUUGGCUAGGAUUGUGUGCUGUGAUUGAUUUUCUCAGUUUGUUGUAAAAAUGACUUCAGGCUUAUCUGAUGAUCAUUUGAAGGAAUUGUUCAAAUGAUACAUUCGUACAUGAAAUAGGGUUCUAACUUCUACUACAACAGAGGCGAAGAACCAGAUUGGCAUAAGCCAGCCGCGAAAAACUGUUAAAAUUCUGGUGAAUCGCGCACGAUGACUAGAAACAGAAAACUUUUCAUUUACUUAAAAGUCAUGCAAUUAUCAGGUAUAGAAUGAAUUAAAAUCCGAGGGGAUAACAACAUUAGUUCCUUUGACUACAAUUACUACAUCAUGGCGAGGUCAACUGUUAGAACAUUAAAGAGUUCUUUCUAUUUCUCUCUUAUUUUUCUUUGUUUUCUUUUUCCCUUUCACCCCAACAGAAAAAGAAGAAAACUUGCCUGGAAUUCAACAAUAUGUACAUUCAAAAAGGAAAAUAGAACAAAACUAAUUAGUCAUAUGAAGAGCAUAAAUGCUUCAUUCAUUGUGAAUCUCAUACAUCAACACUAGUCACCCAAAAAUUAUUGAUGAAGAGGAACUCUGGAGUACAAAUGAUCACGAAUCAGCACCCAAACAUCAGAGAAGAAGGAACAGAGAUGGGCCAAAUUGGAAGCAUUUGAAAGAAACCCGUCGCUCCUCCAGUAUUAAAUUCACAAGACCAAUCACUGAGUGAUUCCAUCCUCCUGGUUUUCAUAUUGUAUGACACCAGACGCUUGCGCAUCACACAAAACAGAAACAAAACAUCUGGAUCAUAUGGAUGGAAGGAUAUAAAUAACAUUCUACUUUGGAGAAGUACUGCAUGGCAAGAAUCAUCAACAUCUCCAGUCCUGAGUGCAUGUUGGAGCCGCCAUUGAUAGGUAUCUGUGAGUUCCCAUAUUUUCAAGGCAUAAGACCGCAGAUUGAUAUCAAAACUCAAUGCGAAAUACUUGAGCCGCCCCUGAUGAACAUCUGUUUCGGAAGAUAUCCUGAACCCCAUAUCAUCCAUAUCAAUUGGACAAUCAAUCAAACGAAAUCUAUUAGGAUUAUCAGGGCUAGCGUAAGGAUCAUAAGCUAAUAUGCCACCCCUCUCACCCACCCUAACCAUCCAACAAACCGUAUUGUUCACAACCACAGGUCUCUGGCAAUGGGGGAAUCCAAAUGAACCUUCUUCACAAGGCACUUUGAAAUUCUCCCAUCUCCCUGUUUCUGAAGAAAACAUCUGCACAUCAAGUUCGACCAAGCAUCCACAACGAACUACGACGACUUUAUAACCCGUCAAAACUCCGGAUUCAAUUUGUGUAACGAAACCCACAUUGAAUUCGGUGGUGAAAAACCGAUGCGAGGGAAGGGUGAACCAUUGCUUGGUUACAGCAUUGCAGAUAUAAAAUUCUACAUUGUACUUGGCGAAAAAACGCUCCUCCCUCUCCAGCAAAAGAAACCCUUUGUCUGCUGCUCGGAUACUGAAGGUCCCAUCAACUGAUCUUUCUCUUAGACUUGGUAAAGUAAGCUUCCGAAUCUGAGGAAUAUUCUCUGUUUCGAGCCUUUCGGGCCGGGUUAGGUACGGUUUAGGAUCUUCCUCGUCGACCAAUUGAACUUUUGAGUGAAAAAACACCAAGGGGCAACGUAGACCCGAGGCCCGUCGGGAGAGGAACAAAUUGCGAAAGGAAGGAUCGGAGAUGCACAAAUUCCAUUGCUUUGAAACACAAUUGAAUCGGAACACAUCCUUGACGGAAAGCCUGCAUAGCAAUUCGGACAGCAACCACACGGGUAUGUAAUCGAUCUGUUUCCCAUCGCCGUGCGUUUCGGUUCCGGCCGGCUCUAUGAUGGAUCUCGUCAUCCUCUUUCGAAGACGGUGAUCGUCGUCAUCGACAUCAUCCCUUCUUGCAGCUUUCAUCUGUAAAUACAACAGAGGCAGAAGUGAUCAACUGAAUUGAACUAAGUAUAUAUUUCUGGGAAAAGGGAAUUUUUUUGAACUAAUUAAGCAUGAACCCUAGCUAGCCGAUUAGGGGCUUUUGUUUUGGUUUUGCUAUUUCCCUUCUCUUUUGUUUGGUUUUGAGAAUUGUCAAUCUUCUGGGAAAAUAUUUCUUUCUUUAAAAGGUUUUCGCCUAUGCCUUUGAAAGAGCAAUUGAUGAAUUUCCGUAUUUAAUUACUAUAAUAAUUUACUCAUAAG